GUGACAAAACACGGAAGUAAAAAGCUUCACUGAAUUUCCAGUCAGGUGAAAGCAAGGCUGAACGUUUGUUACCUCUUGAGUCUUUUAAGCACCAAUAGGCUUUGUUGUUGUCCUGAUGAAUUUUCCUAAAAUGUAAAGUGUGACCAUGACUCAGGCCGAGAAAGAGCAGGACAACGGGAAGGAGAAGGAAAAGGAUCGGGAUAAGGAGAAAGAGAAAGAGAAGGAGCAACAGCGCGGAGUGAAGAGACCCAUCGCUCCUGCAGCUAUCCCUGAACCUGCUCAGGAGCAAAUACAGAGCAAUUUUGUGGUUGUGAUCCACCCCGGAUCCAGAACGCUUCGCAUUGGCCGGGCCACAGACACCCUCCCUGUCACCGUCCCUCAUGUAAUCGCACGGAGACAUAGGCAAGGUGGACAGACCAAGUAUGAAGAUGCUUGGCUGCUGAGAGACGGUCUGAAUAUUUUCUUCCAUCUGGUUUGUCUUCAUGUCCAGCAGAAGGCAGAGAGCAGCGAGCAAAGGCAGAAUGGACUGAAGAUGGUCGACCAGGCCAUCUGGUCCAAGAAGAUGUCCAAUGGUGUGAGAAGGACCCCUGUGUCUGCUGAGCAGGCCAGAGCUUAUAACUGUCUGAUUCGGCCGGCAGUUUUAGACAGCAGUUCAAGAGUGAAGUGGACCAACACAAGCCACCAGCCCAACUAUCUGGUGGGAGAUGAGGCUCUUUAUGUGAAUCCAUCAGACUGUUACAACAGCCACUGGCCCAUCGUCAGAGGUCAGCUCAAUGUGCACUCUGGCUCUGGAGGCUCUCUGACUGCAGUGCUGGCCGAUCUCGAGACCAUCUGGAGCUACGUCAUUCAGAAGCAUCUGGAAAUCCCCCUGAAAGAGUUAAAGUAUUACAGAUGCAUCCUGUUGGUCCCUGACAUCUACAACAGACAACAUGUAAAGGAAAUUGUCAACAUGUUGCUGCAUAAUAUGGGCUUUUCAGCUAUCAUUGUGCAUCAGGAGUCGGUAUGCGCUACAUUCGGCAGUGGGUUGAGCAGCGCUUGUGUAGUGGAUGUAGGCGAUCAGAAGGCCAGCAUCUGCUGUGUUGAGGAUGGAGUAUCCCAUCGAAACUCAAGGCUUUGUUUGGCAUAUGGCGGUUCAGAUGUGACCCGCACUUUCUUCUGGCUCCUGCAGAGGGCAGGGUUUCCCUACAGAGACUGUCAGCUGACCAACAGGCUGGACUGUCAGCUUCUUCAGCAUCUAAAGGAGACCUUAUGUCAUUUGGAUCAGGACAUAUCAGGAUUACAGGAUCAUGAGUUUCAGACACGUUUCCCAGAGGCCCCUGCUCUUUUGUACCAGAUUCGACUUGGGGAUGAAAAAUUACAGGCACCCAUGGGUCUUUUCUACCCAAGCACAUUUGGCAUUGUUGGUCAGAAAAUGACAUCACUACAGCACCGCUCCCAAGGCAACUCCGAAGAUCCCCAUGAUGAACACUACCUGCUGGCCACGCAGAGCAAAGGGGACCAGUCCUCCAAAUCUGCAGAGAGGAAGGCUGUGUCCAGGCCAGGUGGGGGUUUGGAUGGUGAGAUGGGCUGUCAGGGAAGAAUGGGGGAGAUGUCUGACAUGCCCAGAGGCUGUGGAAGUGGUAGUGGGGGUGCUGUAGGAGGAGGGAUGCUUGGAGAAAUGGAGCUGGGACCUGCCCAGGGGGAGUGUCUGAUGGGGUCAGGAGAAGUAGAAGAACCUCUGUCUACACACCUCUCCAGGAAGACGGCCAUCAUUAGCCAGUUUGAGAGCAAAGCCUUGGGGCUGGACAAGGCUAUCCUGCAUAGCAUCGACUGCUGUGCAUCAGACGAAACCAAACGAAAGAUGUACAGCUCCAUCCUGGUUGUGGGAGGAGGCCUCAUGUUUCACGGUGCUCAGGAAUUUCUGCUCCAUCGUAUCAUCAACAAGAUGCCACCGUCCUUUAGACGGCUGGUCGACAACGUGGAAGUCGUCACACGGCCAAAGGACAUGGACCCCAGGUUGAUUUCAUGGAAGGGGGGAGCAGUGCUUGCGUGCCUGGACACCACGCAGGAGAUGUGGAUUCAUCGGACGGAGUGGCAGCGCUUCGGUGUCAGAAUGCUUCGAGAAAGAGCUGCAUUCGUCUGGUGAACCCAAAUGGAGGUUCUGAAGCUACAACUCUCCGUUUAUACGUCAGAAGGCAGACUGAAGAAAAGGAACAAACUGAAUAUGACUUAUUCAGUAUGUAAAGGAGUUUUGUGAUAUGAAAGGUUUGCUGUUUAUAACCUAGAUGAGGUCAUGGAUAUGUAACCAUCAAAGUGUUUUUAAAUGGAGUUUUCAUUGUUUAUGUUCUGUAGAGUCAUGUAAUUUUCAUGCAGGUCUGGAAGUUUGAAUAAAUCAGUGUAAUGCGAAAAAAAUAAUAAUUUGAAAGAAAUUACCCUUAUUUUUUUGGGAUUUAAUGCAUAACAGAAAUGUUCUCUCUUGCCUGAGCCAAAAUGUUUAGGUAUUGCUGUAUAUACAAUUUAACUAAAUACCUGAACUGUUUUUUUCCAGACACCAAAUAAUUUGCACUAUGGAUUCAACUGUGUAUAAUGUGAUAAACCCAGAGAAUAAAAACCACUUUCUCUGCUUUA
This is a messenger RNA of Girardinichthys multiradiatus, 2607 nucleotides long. It is a transcript of the gene actr8, whose product is annotated as actin related protein 8. The transcript has 13 exons. NCBI's taxonomy places the organism in Eukaryota, Metazoa, Chordata, Actinopteri, Cyprinodontiformes, Goodeidae. Gene Ontology annotation, cellular component: Ino80 complex. The coding region runs from base 146 to 2125 and encodes 659 amino acids. Gene Ontology annotation, biological process: regulation of DNA-templated transcription; double-strand break repair. The record is from RefSeq and is a predicted model, not a curated record.